This is a messenger RNA of Alternaria postmessia, 2715 nucleotides long. RefSeq lists its product as uncharacterized. NCBI's taxonomy places the organism in Eukaryota, Fungi, Ascomycota, Dothideomycetes, Pleosporales, Pleosporaceae. The record is from RefSeq and is a predicted model, not a curated record. The transcript is spliced from 4 exons. Bases 1 to 2715 code for a protein of 904 amino acids.
AUGGCUCUGAGUUCAAGAGCCAAAACCAAUUCACGAGGUUCCAAACUUAUCGCCAGUAAUGGAAACAAGAGAAAAAGAGACGGAACAUCAGAUAUCCAGUCGAAACCGAUAUCCAAGAAAAGGACAGGAUCGGAUUCGGUACUUGCUGUUCCAAGCAAACAAACGGACUGCCAAAAGGCUCUUGAGGAGGCGAAGAUCGUGAAAGAAUUCCGCAUCACGUUCCACCCACGGAAGUUCGACCCACAACGUCCGGGAAACGUUCCUGAGGAACAUCAGACAAAAUUCAGGCACAUUCAGCAGCUGGGCCAGAUCAGUUACGAUUCGUAUGCGCUACAACCUCGACCUGACACUGCCAACAAGCCAUGGGAACUCGAGAAUAAGCUGAGGGCUACACGGGUGAGCGCGAGGGCGAUUCAAGCGAGAAAUGAAUAUCAGAACGAGGAUGGCUGGCGAACGAAGCUUGACAACCUUGUCUUUGAACGCUUUGAGAUCGAAGUUGCGUGGAGUGCCGCAAACGUCGGUGGCAAUCCUUCGUCGAAGUCAAUCCGGAAGAGAGCAACAGCCGAACAAAAAACCUUGCAGAGCGUCAGCAUCGUCGUACAUUUGAGCACAGGGCUGACCGACAUGUUCACUACACGUAUUGGCGAGCGAAGUGUCAUACAAGACGAUCCAGAGAACCACCGUAGAAUAGAAAUGCGGCCUGAUCGAAUCUAUGGAUUGAAUACUACAGAUACCAUUCGAAAUAUUUUGGAGCAACCACAUGUUUCUCACUUGAAAGAAGUGUCUGAGCUCGACGAUGACCUACAAGGCAGAUUGACCGUCAGCUGCAAUCCAGAUAGUGGUGGAGAAGUUUCGAUAUAUCCUUUCUUGGUGAUGGAGGCUAAGAGCCUCAAGAGCGGAACCACUUUUCCGGACAUCGAGACACAAACGGCAGUACCUAUACGAAAUCAUCUGUAUCUGCAACUCAAGCUCCAAGACGACAAAUUCAACAAUAUGCCGACACCAGGAGGUCCAUUGACCUGGUUUCUUGCUUAUGUUGGUGAGACGUGGAGGGUAUACGGGUGUUACGUCACAAAGUCUAGCCCAGGCAAUUCGCCCUGUUAUGAGAUCGUUCGCUUGUGGCAAGGCGAUAUCACUGGCUACGACGAGGCACUUCAACUAGUUCUAAUUAUGGACUAUAUUGUUGAUUGGGCGCGUGAUAUCUUCCGGCCCAGUAUCAUGAGACAACUGAUGUCCGUAGUCGACAAGGGCGAACAGUCAUCUUACACGAUUGUCGAUCAACCUGACAUCCUCUCAAUACACGAUCCUGCGAACUCUCGGUACGGUGGCAGGCCUGUCCCUACCAUUGCCGGAGCUGGGACAUUCGAGGCGCCUGCUGAAUCCGCCUUCGAUGCAGUACACUCCACGAUCAGCUCUUCUUUCGAGCCUCUUUUUGAGAGUACUGGAAAACAUGUCGAUAUCAAGGUCUGGGAAAGCGCCAAGUACGAGUCACGAGUUCGAGGGCUUUUUAUCACCGAACACGACUCCGCUGCCAUGAAACACCUGACGACCUACGGUUAUAAGAGAUUGGAAACCGUUUACAUGAGUCGCUGUUGGUUCCUCUUACCAAACAGCAAAGAUAUAAGGACCAUUGAAGAGGCUUGGACCGGGAGUACACCUGCAGAGAUUAAGGACGUGUCAGAUCCCUCGGAGCAGAAAAUCUUGAUCUCGCUCUAUGUGCAAUUUCGUAACGAUGAGUUCGGCGCCCCUAUACGAGAGCUGACGUACCUUGCUUUCACUGGGUCCGUCGUUAAACAAAUGCGGUACGAGAGAGAUAUAAACGGCAUAUUAGAGCGAGAUGAGCUGGUUGCUUCACCUGAAGUACUCGGACUUAAGCUAAGCGAAGCCUGGACCUCGAGCCACAAUAACUACUUCCAGCGUUACGCCAGCGGAGAGAUUAGCGUACUUCGUGUCACUGCAUCCGACCAUGACAAAAUGUCCGAUAGUGUCAGCCUCAGCUUCCUCAACGACCGUGAUACCACGAACUAUGCAAGAAGACUGGAUUCGUUCAUCAAGAACAUUUGCGAGCAUCCACGAGCGAAUCUCCAUAAAGUAUACGCGCCAUGUUUUCGAUACACCAAGGUCGUUCAUUCGCUCACCGUGAAGCCUCACUGUAUCUUGGACCCUACUCAAGCUUGUGUUUUCAUCAACGCAAAAGCAAUGCCUUCGGGAAUUUGCAUCUAUGCCAAAAAUGGAGCAUCUGAAAAGACCAAUCAUGAAUGGGUCAUCAGGCAUCUUGUGCAAAUAGUAGUCGUCCUUUGGGACAGUCAAUGGCCAGAUACCAAAGGCUCCUUCUAUAUACGAAGGUAUAUGUUUGAAUCACAUUAUAUUGACAGUAAGAUUCUAUUGUGGAUCGUGUCAGAUCCUCAAUGGGACUUGUACACUGCGAUGAAGCCCUCUUUGACGAUGCCUGGUACGGAACGAGUUCAUGAACAUCUGGCGUGGUUCCGUAAAGUGUUGCUCACACACAAGUGUGGAACAGGCACAAUACGAUCCAAUGUCACUGGAUGCGGUGCACACAGGGCAGGGUACAGAAACGUCCAACGUCACAUUCAAGAGGCUUGCAAGAAAUGUGAUUACGAUACAAGUUUCGUGGCCCCUAAAUUUCCCUUCUGCGACGAAGACUUCAUGCCAGGUGGCUUUGAUGGAAAUCUAAAGGAAAGCAGCGUCCAUUAA